This is a messenger RNA of Oncorhynchus mykiss (rainbow trout), 598 nucleotides long. Lineage: Eukaryota; Metazoa; Chordata; Actinopteri; Salmoniformes; Salmonidae. The record is from RefSeq and is a predicted model, not a curated record.
CUGACCACUAAGCUUUUAGCCUUCCAGGUCCUGGGUCUGUCUUUAGGGGUGAUGGGCUGGUGUCUGGAGAACAGCGACACUAGUUCCUAUUCCUGGAGGGUCCACAGCCACUCUCAGGCUGUCACAACCAACAACUGGCAGUUUGAGGGCCUGUCAAGCUGCCUGCUCACAGGCUCCUCACUAGCCAAUGACUACUGGAAGAUGUCCUCAGUGUCUGUCAGUGUCAUCGUAUCCACACGUCAGUUCCAGAAUCUAUUUCACUCGUGUGCCGAGAACAGCGCCGGCAUUAGGAACUGGAAAGACUUUGAGUCUAUGCUCGCUCUGCCUGGUUUCUUCCUGUGGUCAGAUUACAUACAGGCAUGUCGAGCCCUGAUGAUCAUCGCUCUGCUCCUGGGUCUAGCGUCCAUCAUUGUGUCAGUGCGGGGGCUGAAAUGCACAGAGAUCGGCAGCACUUCUGAACAGGUCAAGGGCGAAAUCACUCUGUCCUGCGGCAGCUUGUUCAUCUUAUCAGGUCUUUCCACCUUGACUGCUGUGUCAUGGUACGCUGCGCGGGUGGUGCAGGAGUUCCAUGAUCCAUUCCUUGCAGGAGUAAGGUGAA